This is a messenger RNA of Striga hermonthica, 594 nucleotides long. Lineage: Eukaryota; Viridiplantae; Streptophyta; Magnoliopsida; Lamiales; Orobanchaceae. The record is from the annotation of a GenBank genome assembly.
AUGUCGACUGGGCAGUUGCUGGCCGUGUGCUUCGUUUUGAUGUUUAUGCAUUUUAUUCAUGCAAACAUCGAAGUUGAUGCAUUAGUGGCCUUGAAGGCUAGCUUUGACGAUCCAAGUGGGAUUCUCCAGUCGUGGGAUUCAACGCUCGACUCCCCUUGCACAUUUUUCCAUGUCACCUGCAAUUCUAAUAACAAAGUCACAAGAGUUGAUCUUUCGAAUGCUGGCUUCUCGGCAGAUUCAUUGCCCCAUGAGCUUGGGAACUUGGCGGAAUUACAGUAUCUUGAAUUGUACGACAAUCAUAUAAGUGGGAACAUGUCAGUUGUGCCUUGGCUUAGUCUUACAAAUCUAGUGAGCUUGGAUCUAUACUCCAACAAUCUCAGUUGGGUUAUUCCAGGCACCUUGGGCAAGCUGUCUAAUUUGAAAUUCAUACGACUAAAUAACAACAACCUAGAAGGCCCUCUAUCCCCUGAGUUCAGUGAUCUUCAAAAUUUGGAACAGUUGGAUCUUUCUAAUAACAAUCUCGGAUGUGAUCUGACUAACAACCCUUACCUGACCGGCCCGUGUACUGAUGCGCCAUGUCGUUCUAAUUCGUGA